Messenger RNA from Aspergillus terreus NIH2624, 507 nucleotides. Its product is annotated as peroxiredoxin family protein. The coding region runs from base 1 to 507 and encodes 168 amino acids. Gene Ontology annotation, cellular component: cytoplasm; peroxisome; mitochondrion. Gene Ontology annotation, biological process: cell redox homeostasis; cellular response to oxidative stress; hydrogen peroxide catabolic process. Gene Ontology annotation, molecular function: thioredoxin peroxidase activity. The transcript has 3 exons. The record is from RefSeq and is a predicted model, not a curated record. NCBI's taxonomy places the organism in Eukaryota, Fungi, Ascomycota, Eurotiomycetes, Eurotiales, Aspergillaceae.
AUGUCUGGACUCAAGGCCGGUGACAGCUUCCCCUCCGACGUUGUCUUCUCCUACAUCCCCUGGACCGAGGAGAAGGGCGAUAUCACCGCUUGCGGUAUCCCCAUCAACUACAACGCCUCCAAGGAGUGGGCCGACAAGAAGGUCAUCCUCUUCGCUCUUCCCGGUGCCUUCACCCCCGUCUGCUCCGCUCGCCACGUUCCCGAGUACAUCGAGCGCCUCCCCGAGAUCCGCGCGAAGGGUGUCGACGUUGUCGCCGUCCUCGCCUACAACGAUGCCUACGUCAUGAGCGCCUGGGGCAAGGCCAACCAGGUCACCAACGAUGACAUUCUCUUCCUUUCCGACCCCGAUGCCAAGUUCUCCAAGAGCAUCGGCUGGGCUGACGAGGAGGGUCGCACUGGCCGCUACGCCAUCAUCAUCGACCACGGCAAGGUCACCUACGCUGCUCGCGAGCCCGCCAAGAACCACCUUGAGUUCUCGAGCGCCGACGCUGUCAUCAAGCACCUGUAA